This is a messenger RNA of Pichia membranifaciens NRRL Y-2026, 420 nucleotides long. RefSeq lists its product as hypothetical. The transcript is spliced from 2 exons. The record is from RefSeq and is a predicted model, not a curated record. NCBI's taxonomy places the organism in Eukaryota, Fungi, Ascomycota, Pichiomycetes, Pichiales, Pichiaceae. The coding region runs from base 1 to 420 and encodes 139 amino acids. Gene Ontology annotation, biological process: mitochondrial electron transport, ubiquinol to cytochrome c.
AUGUCCUUGGUUACCGAUCUGAUUAACGCUGUCCUUCCAGUCACCGCCCACGCUGAAGAACCAGUCGAAGAAGUUCCAGAAACCGUCGAGGCCGACGCCGAAGAAGGAGAAGCCUCCGAAGACGGCGACGCCGACGAAGACGACGAAGACGAAGACGAAGACGACGACGACGAAGACGACGACGACGACGAAGAAGCAGAAGACCAAUACGACGCCCUCAAGGGCGAGUGCGCAGAACUCCCUUCCGUCAAGCCCUUCGUCCACCACUACGAGGAGUGUGUCGAGAGAGUCACCAAGGAACAAGAAGAACCAGGCUACGAGGGAAAGCACUACAAGGAGGACUGUGUCGAGGAGUUCUUCCACUUACAACACGCUCUCACCGCCUGUGCUGCUCCUAAAUUAUUCUCCAAGUUGAACUAG